Molecule: messenger RNA, 968 nt
Organism: Cicer arietinum (chickpea)
Lineage: Eukaryota; Viridiplantae; Streptophyta; Magnoliopsida; Fabales; Fabaceae
Source: RefSeq, a predicted model, not a curated record
GUCUUUAUGGAUGAUCUCAUUAUGAUGUAUUGAAGAACACAACCACUAGUGACACCUAUUUGAUUUAAUGCUGGCAAUGAUGACAAUUUUAAGAUUUAAACCCACCUCUUCCGGCAAUUCAUUUUUUAUUUGAUGUAUAACUUCUUCCUUUCCUUCCCCUCCCCUGUUUGUAAUCUCAGAACCAUCCAGGUAGAUCAGCUCCUAUACAAGAACAAACAGUUGCUCAGUAUCUCCUGGAUGCUGCCCAAGAUGUAAAAUUUUGGCUGAUAAACUUCUUAGUACUUUGACGAGGUUGAGAUUGAAUAAUUUUUCAUGGUACAGAUAACUUAUCCGCACAUCAAGACUUACUUGACAAUGCGAACCUGUGGAAUAUCCUUAGAAAACAUUCAAUCUGAAGGUCGCCAGUCCGUGAAAGAUGGUAAAGCUGUAAAUAAUGCAUCAAACUUAUCAGAGCCAUCUUUAGAAACACGUCACCCGGAAAGUCGUCUUGAAGCCGACAUAUCUACCGAAAGUAGGAUGGAAGUUGAUGAAGUAGUAUCUUCUACACCUGUCAAUGGUUGCCAGGUACAGAAGCUUCCAUUAGCCUGUGAGGCGGAAUUCACAAGCAAACGACUGAAAGUCAGCGAAGGAGAGGAAGUGAGUUUAAUUAAAUUGAAAGCUACAGAGAGUUCUGUUGUAGAGUGGCUGAAGAAUCUUGAUGAAGGGGCUACUUUGACUGAUAUUUUGAAGCACUUCAAUGGAACCAAUGAAGAUUCUGUUGUUGAACUGUUAAAUUUCCUUGAGUGUGACUUUUUGAUAUAUAAAAAAGGCAGUAUGUACAGGGCUAUGUAAUGAAUUUGAUGCAUAGGGAUUGUAUUAACCAUGCUUGUAGAAAGCGGUGUUUUUUAAUGGUCUCUUGCAUUGUUCCUAAAAUGUUAGGUGAAUUGUGAGUUUGAAUUUUGCAUAACCAAAGUUUAAUGUUGCGAAGA